AGAUGGAGCCGGUGCCCAAGGGGGUCCUGGGGGCUCUGGCCAAGCCCCGGCGCCCGGUGAUCGCCUGCAGCGUCUGCCAGAUCCGCUUCAACUCGGAGAGCCAGGCCGCCGCUCACUACCAGGGCAAUCGCCACGCUCGGCGCCUCAAGGGGCUCGAGGCCGCCCGGGCCCGCCGGGGGGGGGACACGGGGGACCCCCGCACGAAGCACAAGACCCUGGUCGAGGCUCGCUCGGGGCUGGGCCCCAUCCGCGCCUUCCCGAGGGGAGGGGGCUCCGCGGGGACCCCCCCGGCCGAGACCCCCGAGCGCUCCUUCCACUGCCAGAUCUGCAACGUGCGCCUCAACUCCGAGCUGCAGCUCAAGCAGCACAUUUCCAGCCGGAGGCACCGGGACGGGGUGGCCGGAAAACCCAACCCCCUCCUGGGGCGGCACAAGAAACCGCGCAGCCCCCCCGAGCUGGAACAAUCCUGA
Messenger RNA from Pseudopodoces humilis (Tibetan ground-tit), 470 nucleotides. NCBI's taxonomy places the organism in Eukaryota, Metazoa, Chordata, Aves, Passeriformes, Paridae. The record is from RefSeq and is a predicted model, not a curated record.